Molecule: messenger RNA, 1203 nt
Organism: Triticum turgidum subsp. durum (durum wheat)
Lineage: Eukaryota; Viridiplantae; Streptophyta; Magnoliopsida; Poales; Poaceae
Source: the annotation of a GenBank genome assembly
AUGGCAGGCCAGACGGUCGCCGACGCCGUGAGGGACCAGGCCGCGCUCUGCCUGCUCCUCCUCCGCCACCUCGGAAGCCUCGACGAGGGAAUGCCCACGCCCACCACCAACCUCGCUUUCUCGCCGAUCUCCUUCCAUGCAUUGCUCUCCCUCCUGGCCGCGGGUGCCUCGGGCGCCACGCGCGACCAGAUCGUCUCCUUCCUCGGCCCCGCGGGCGCAGAGGCACACGCCGCGCUCGCGUCGAAGGUCGCAUCCUUCGUACUCGUCGGCCGAGGGUUGGCCCAGGCCCAUGGAGCCACCGGCGUCUGGGUCGACGCCUCGCUACUCCUCAGUCCUACCUUCGCCGACACGGCCGCCGCUGUCUACAAGGCCGACGUUCGAUCGGUGGACUUCAGCAACAAGCCCAGGGAGGCGACGGCGGAGAUCAAUGAGUGGUUCGAGAGCAAAACGCGCGGCCUCGUCAAGAACAUCGUCUCCGAGCGCGAUUGCGACGGCUCCACGGCGCUCGUCCUCGGCAACUCGGUCUUCUUCAGCGGCUACUGGAACUCCCCCUUCUUCCCGGAGGUCACAGAGGAAGGCCCGUUCUAUGUCAACGCGUCGCCGGAGCACACCGUUCGCGUGCCGUUCAUGAAGGGGAGCCCGUUUCAGCAGAUCGGUGUCCACCCCGGCUUCAAGGUCCUGCGCAUGCCCUACCGUGGCGGCAGCGGCGACGGCGACCCGUUGUUCGCCAUGUACAUCUACCUCCCCGACGACCGCGACGGCCUGCCCGCGCUCGCGCGAACACUCAGCGCCAGCCCCGACGCGCUCCUGCACAGGUCGGUCGUGCCGGAGCAGCCCGUCCCGUUGGGCGAGCUCAAGAUCCCCAAGUUCGAGGUGUCGGUGAGGGUGGAGGCGUCGCGGAUGCUGCGUAACCUGGGGCUGGAGCUGCCGUUCCGUCGCUCCGGCGACUCAUUCUCGGAGAUGUUGAGCCCGCCGGCGCCUCCGGUGGCUGUCUCGUCCGUCGUCCACCAGUGCGUGGUCAAAGUCGAUGAGCGCGGGACGGUGGCCGCCGCAGGCACCGUGGCGAUGUCGGCGGGGUUUGGCAUGGUACGUGUUCGCCCUGUGGACUUCGUGGCAGAUCACCCCUUCGCCUUCUUCCUCAUGGAGGAUGUCAGUGGCGUGGUGGUAUUCGCAGGCCAUGUCAUCAACCCUUUGCGCCAUUGA